This is a messenger RNA of Syngnathus typhle (broad-nosed pipefish), 1854 nucleotides long. RefSeq names its product brain-derived neurotrophic factor (gene bdnf). The record is from RefSeq and is a predicted model, not a curated record. Bases 376 to 1239 code for a protein of 287 amino acids. Gene Ontology annotation, molecular function: nerve growth factor receptor binding; growth factor activity. Lineage: Eukaryota; Metazoa; Chordata; Actinopteri; Syngnathiformes; Syngnathidae. Gene Ontology annotation, biological process: nerve development; positive regulation of collateral sprouting; cell surface receptor protein tyrosine kinase signaling pathway. The transcript is spliced from 2 exons.
AGUUGCUCGACUUCCACACAGGCUCCCCAUUGCAAGCUCCACGGCUCUCUUGUCUUGUCUUCAUCCCGCCACUGGUUUGCUCCUCCUCUUCAACCUCCUCCUCCUCCUUCCUCCUCCUCCUCUUCCUCAGCUGCUGCUGCUGCGGCGGCAUGCAGGCGACAACUUGGCUUUCACACAUCUCCACCGGAGCCGUCCAGCCAUGGGAGUGCAUGACCUCAUCCAUGCAAUUUCCACCAUCAAUAAUUUAAUGUAUUUGCUCCAAACUUGAAGAGAGAUCCUGAAGCUUGUCAGGAGGACACAGAGAGGAAAGUAUCGCUAAAGUCUAAAUUACUCAGGGAGUUGCCCAGGACAGCCCAGAUGACACUGUCCUGUUGAAUGGUCUGUUUUACGACUGGGCAGCACAAGUUCCACCAGGUUAGAAGAGUGAUGACCAUCCUGUUCCUUACUAUGGUUAUUUCAUACUUCAGUUGCAUGAGAGCUGUGCCCCUGAGAGACGCCCCAGGCAUGCAGGGCCAUCGGACGGAAGGCUACCUGGGCGCCGCCGCGACGGUCGCAAGAGGCCGGGGGACUCCACAGAGUGGUGGCGGGCCGGGCCAGCGUGGGAUGCCCUCGCUCGCAGACACCUUUGAGCAGGUGAUAGAGGAGCUGCUGGAGGUGGAGGGGGAGGCAGAGGCGGCACAGAUGGGACAGGGGGCAGAUAGGAGCCAGGGAGGCGGGGGUCCGGCUUCAGACGCGGCCACCGAAAGCAAGGAUGUCGACGUGUACGACUCGCGAGUGAUGAUCAGCAACCAAGUGCCUUUGGAGCCGCCGUUGCUCUUUCUUCUGGAGGAAUACAAAAACUAUCUGGAUGCUGCUAAUAUGUCCAUGAGGGUGCGGCGACACUCUGACCCCUCGCGACGUGGAGAGCUCAGCGUUUGUGACAGUAUUAGCCAGUGGGUGACGGCGGUGGAUAAAAAGACGGCGAUAGACAUGUCGGGGCAGACGGUUACCGUCAUGGAAAAGGUUCCCGUCCCCAACGGCCAACUGAAGCAAUACUUUUACGAGACCAAAUGCAACCCCAUGGGGUACACGAAAGACGGCUGCAGAGGAAUAGACAAGCGGCAUUAUAACUCCCAAUGCAGGACAACCCAGUCCUACGUGCGAGCCCUCACCAUGGAUAGCAAAAAGAAGAUCGGCUGGCGGUUUAUAAGGAUAGACACUUCCUGUGUAUGCACAUUGACCAUUAAAAGAGGGAGAUAAUGUAUAAAAUGUAUAGAUUUUAUUGAAGAGUUUAAAAAAGAGAAUACAGAGAAAAUAUCUAUUUGUAUAUAUACAUAACAGGGUAAAUUAUUCCGUCAAAUGAAAAUUUUAUGGACUGCAUGUAAAAAAAAGAUGAAGUUUAUACAGUAAAAGUGAUAUAACAGUCUAUUUAUUGAACAUAUUCAUGACCUUGUAAACGAUUAAAAAAAAUCUGAUCAGUCAUUUGCUCCCACUUUAAAUUACUAUAUCACAUUCCUCAAGACAUUGUGGAUUUGUUUAUGUUGCCAAGAUUUACAAAAUGAGGUGGAACAAAAAUAGGCACGGAAUGAGAGGACAGUUCCAUCUUCAAAAGCUUGCAUGCUGCUUCAAUUGUGAAUUGAGAAAUUCUCCACUUACCAAAAAAAAUAAUAAGAGGCUGACCAAAAAAAAAAAAAAAAAUCAACUUUCCGUUUACAUACUCAGCGGAAAACAACUUUCCUCUCCAGUAAUUUAUCUGUUUACUGUUCUAAACUUCUCAAGGUAUAAUGUUGGGAUUACAUACUAUGUCAAGGUGCUGUUGUCAAAGCUUUGCUGUUUAUUUUUUUAUUCCCACCAGAGUAAGAUAUAUAUAUUAAA